AACUGGUGUUCCCAUCCAGCCAGUGCUCAUUCAAACCAGGGAGGCUCAUUGAACUCCAGGCAGUGCCACUUAACUGUUCCCACCUAGCGCCAUCUAUUCCGUUCCAUUCACUCAGAGAGUCGUUGAACUCCAGACUGUGCCCAUUUCCCAUCCAACCAGUCCCCAUCCUGCAACCAUCGAAUCCCAUGAAGCACGACAACUCCUCGAAGCAGGUUCUCUCGCCUCAGGACCUCCCGCCAACCAUCCCAGCAGGUCUCAAGCUCGAUGCCCUCGACUUGACCCACGCAGUGGCCAGCUACCGACCCAGCACCUUCGAGCCAUGGGACCUCCCGUCUUCCUUGCCUGUUUUCGAUAAAGCUGGGCGCUUGAAACGGCCUCGCAAAGGCGACCGCAGAGUCGUCAGCAUGCCCGUAAUUCCACACACGUACUCACCACCUCCUAGCCCAGCAAAGGACUUGCCGUCACCGCCUCUUGAGCAAGACCCUCUCCCCUCAAGACCACCCUUGCCCAAGAAAGAGCUCUCCAAAAACCCUAGAGCUGUCUCGAUGUACGUGCUCCCCAGGAUCAUGAGUAGAGUCGCUGAUCCGCUCGAUUCACCUGAAUCUGCCCCCUCAGGAGGCUUAUCGCCAAUUGCAUCCGUGCCGACUCCCCGUGUCGUCACUCCUGUCGACAGCAUUCCCUUGUCGCCCGUCAGAAUGGCUCCCACUAACGUGCCUCGCAUCAUGGAAGGCAUUAAGGUGUCCCAUAAUUCCUCAAGAGCGGGACCUGUUGCGAUCGAUCUCGGUCUGCCCAUGAAAACCCUGUUUUCACCACCAUCAGAACCCCCAUUAUCUACAGCCACUCCCACCUCUUCUAGUCCACUGAGAUUGGAGCCUGCCAUGGUUGCAUAUUCAUCACCAGCCAAAUCCGCAUCUUCUGAUUCACGAAUCCAAUCAUCUUCCCAACAUUUUCAACCACCAAUUGUGUGGAAAUCGCCAAGCCGAUUGGAUAGAUCGCUCCUUCCACCAUCUCCACCAGCCAAGAACGGAUUCUCUGUUCCCGACAGCGACUCUCCAGUCUCCCAAAUUCACCCUUACGCUAUCCGUUCAACAGAUCAUACCAUCGCAUAUCCAAAAGUUCGCAAAAACCCCUCCAAGCCACAAGUUCCUGAAAAGAAGCCUGUCCAGACCCUUGCGAGCCCUCAUACAACUCACUCGGAAACUUCACCACUGACAAGCAUUGGAAGUGCGGACCUUGAUGAGAUUUAUAAGUACUACGGAAGCAUUCACACUCCUGACUUCCAUAUUCCAAAACAUCUAGUUAUUGACGAUGACAAUGAUAGUCUCUUUUCGGAGUCUUUGAGCAUAGAUGAAAGUUUUGUUGCUUCAGAAUCUAAAUCGUUGUCAUCUGCUGCAUCUUCACUCGUUUCACAUGAACAUGCCCUUCACCAUACAGAAAAAUCAAAUAAGGAAUUAGAUUGUGGUUCAGAAACUUCAUCUAUUUUACCUAGUACAUUUGAAGAAGCGAAGCUUGAGGAUUUCCUUUCACACGAGCCAGAAUUAGGAGUCCACCCAGAUGAUAUUAGUUUAAAGGACAGUUUAUUCUCUGGUAUGGAUCUUGAAUUCGAGAGCUUUAGAGAACCAAAUAGAACUGUCAGUGUUCCCAUGCUUCCAUACCUGAAUCGCUAUCUGUCUAGUGUGUCUGUCAAUACCAACAAGGACCUUCCUAGCGUCCCAAUAGAGAAAAAAUCGGAAACAUCUUCCAAGGAACAGCAACCACUUCAGGUAAGGAAAUGCAGAAACCUCAAAAGUUAUCAAAGAAAAGCCCUGGAUAGAUACUCUGUUAGUCUGAACCUGAGAUAUCAUCUGGAUAGACUAUCGGUUUCAUCUAGCAAGGCCAUGGAUAGACAAAGCAGGCAGCCUCUGGACAGGCACUCUAUUCAGUUCUCUUCUAAUCAAAGUCAAUGGUCAGUUUCAAGCAGAUCAACCAAGUUAAAUGACGCAAAAAGUGAUCUUCAAGCGUACGUGAGACAGCGGCCUUUCAGUUUCUGCUUAGAUAGCGGAAGCGAUUACUCUUACUCCAAGUACGGUCUUGUUUCAUCUGUUGACAAAAGAAAGACGAGACCGAGAUCUUACUCACAGUCGGAUAAGAGAUCCGCUAGUUUCAACAUUAAAUCACGCAAUAGCUUGAACUUCGAGCCAAGUGCCCAAGCAACCAGCCAAGGAAGCAUAGGCUCAGGACAAAGCAAUCUCACUUCGCUGCAAGCUGGUAAAAGCUUCAGGAGUGUGAGUGAUUUUGGAGACGCCAAUAGAAGCAUGCAUUCAUUCAAAUCUCCCAAUUUGCACUCGAGAGGUUUCGGGUCCUCCCAUCCUUAUUCUCAAGAUUUAAAAGAGUCAAUUUGGGAAUCAAGCGAAAAACGGGAUAGUUCCUACAUCGCUAACACUGCAUCUCAGAAAAGAAGCGUCAGCGAUUUCACGUCUCUUCAUCCAUCUGAAUCAUUUCAUACGGCCCCCACAUCUCCCACAGGGUCCAACAAGACACCUCCUGCAUUAAAGCCAGCAAUUUCAGCAACAUCUAUCGCCCAAUUGCCGCCAACAAAGUCUCCUACGAGGGCCCAGCAUAGUUUUACAUCCAAUUCGAGCAUCGACACAAAGCCCAGAAAUGUCCUGCUUCCUAAUAUCUCUGGCAAAGCCAAUAAGAGCAAGGCACUUCCCUCCACUCCAGAAAGACAAAAUAGAUUCGGAGACCGGGCCAGGUAUUUAAUUUAGAUGCCAGCAUAUCACCACGCUCCGAGGGCGUGAUAUCCACAGUUGUUUAGUUCAUAAGUCAUGUAUUAUAGAUCAUUACUAGUCAAUGUAGAAGAGGCACGAUUGAUAGAUUUAUAGUCUUCCUCUAAAGUAUCUUCAUGCCA
Suhomyces tanzawaensis NRRL Y-17324 is the source of this 2890-nucleotide messenger RNA. RefSeq lists its product as uncharacterized. NCBI's taxonomy places the organism in Eukaryota, Fungi, Ascomycota, Pichiomycetes, Serinales, Debaryomycetaceae. The coding region runs from base 186 to 2747 and encodes 853 amino acids. The transcript has a single exon. The record is from RefSeq and is a predicted model, not a curated record.